AUGGCCUACCCUCAUCCUCUCUCUGCUCUGAGCAGCAGGGAAACAAACCUUGCACGAGAUAUUGUCAAGGAAGCACACCCUGGCUCGACAUUGUAUUUUAGACAAUCCUAUCUCUUCGAGCCGCCCAAAGUGGAAGUUCUGAAAUUUCUACAACUUGAGCACUCUGGUAACUUGCACACCACAUCGCCACGACCCGAUCGUUGCGCUCAGGUGUUCUACGACAUCAUCGGUGGAGAUCAGCAAGUGCAGUAUUAUGAGUCGGUCGUUGAUCUAACUCAAAAGACGAUUGUUGAGCAGGAGGUCAUCAGCCCUGAGCAUCAAUCAAGUCUUACCAUUUACGAGUUUGACACUGUUGUGAAAGCUGUUCAAGAAUCCGAGUUGUUCAAGGAGAAGCUGAGCAAAAUCAGGCUGCCCACUGGAUUCGAGCCUGUUAUUGAGCCUUGGCCUUACGGUGCGCCAGAUAUCCAAGAUGGCAACACGCGUUAUUUCCAAGCUCUCAUUUUCGCCCGGGAUACAAGAAAGGGCCCAAACUCCAACUUCUACUCGCAUCCAAUCCCUCUUAUUCCCGUUAUGGACGCCAGGACAAAGAAGAUCGUUCGCAUUGAAGAAGCAGCCGCUGGUGGCAAGGGCGAUAGCCUAACGGCCAAGACACAUGCGCCAGGUCUGCUUGAUCACUGCCAGUCCGCAGAGUAUGUCCCCGAGCUUCUUCCUGGAGGUACACGGCAGGACUUGAAGCCGUUGAUGGUCGUGCAGCCAAAUGGACCUAGCUUUUCUGUUACAGAGGGAAACCUUGUUCAGUGGCAAAAGUGGCGGAUGCGAGUGACAUUCAAUCCUCGCGAAGGAGCUGUCCUGCACGAUAUCCGAUACGAUGGCAGGCCGAUUAUGUACAGAUUGAGUAUUAGCGAUAUGACUGUUCCCUACGCCGAUCCGCGACCCCCUUACCAUCGAAAGCAAGCGUUCGACUUUGGUGAUGGUGGUCUCGGCAAUGCCGUUAACAAUCUGACACUCGGGUGUGAUUGCCUUGGAGUCAUCAAGUAUUUCAACGGUGUCCUUAUCGACUCCGACGGAACUGCCGAAGACACAAAGAACGUCAUCUGUCUCCACGAACAAGACAACGGCAUCAACUGGAAGCAUACUGACUGGCGCACUGGCCGUGCCGUUGUAACACGACGUCGAGAACUCGUCAUCCAGUUUAUCAUUACCCUUGCCAACUACGAGUAUAUCUUCAAUUACAAGUUCGAUCAAUCAGCUGGCAUUGUCGUAGAGGCCAGAGCGACAGGAAUCGUCUCUGUUGUCAACAUCGAUCCUGGUAAGACAAGCGACUGGGGUAAUGUCGUUAGUCCUGGAGCGUUGGCGCAAAACCAUCAACAUGUCUUUUGCGUGCGAAUGGAUCCUGCAAUUGAUGGAAAUGAAAACACCGUGGUUCAAGAAGAGAGUCUCCCGCUUCGGAUGGACCGUCGGACAAAUCCCAAUGGCAACCUAUAUGAGGUGCGUAAGACGCAGAUCACAACCUCUCAAGGUGUCGAUGCAGCACCUUUCAACAAUCGAGUCUUCAAGGUACAGAACCUGAAUAAACUCAACCCCAUCACCGGCAACCCAGUAGGGUACAAGAUUACCCCGCCACCAACCCAGCUCCUCCUAGCCGACCCGAACAGCGUCCAAGCCAAACGUGCAUUAUUCGCCAAGCAUCACCUCUGGGUUACCAGGUACAAGGAUCACGAAUUAUAUGCGGGAGGAAGGUAUACACUUCAGAGUAAGAUUGAAGUGGGCGGUGUCAGCGACGCAGCAGAUCGCAAUGAAGAUGUUCUGAAUCAGGAUAUCGUUCUGUGGAGCGUCUUUGGACUCACGCACAAUCCUAGGAUCGAGGAUUGGCCCGUUAUGCCUGUGGAGAUGCUUCAGUUGCAUAUUACACCUUCAGACUUUUUUACAGGGAACCCGUCGAUUGACGUGCCUUCGGAUAAGGAUAUUGGAUCGAGGUUAACGUCUGGAUGUUGUAGAGAAGAAGUUAAACUCUAG
Molecule: messenger RNA, 2016 nt
Organism: Fusarium coffeatum
Lineage: Eukaryota; Fungi; Ascomycota; Sordariomycetes; Hypocreales; Nectriaceae
Exons: 4
Coding region: 1-2016 (671 amino acids)
Biological process (GO): amine metabolic process
Molecular function (GO): copper ion binding; quinone binding; primary methylamine oxidase activity
Source: RefSeq, a predicted model, not a curated record